This is a messenger RNA of Caenorhabditis sp. 36 PRJEB53466, 1021 nucleotides long. The record is from the annotation of a GenBank genome assembly. NCBI's taxonomy places the organism in Eukaryota, Metazoa, Nematoda, Chromadorea, Rhabditida, Rhabditidae.
AUGCGCGCCAAAAGGCCUCCGUCCUCUCGCCACUUCGCCGACCGUCCGAUGCUCAAGUUCUCCAUCGACGUGCUCCUCUCUUCUUCUCCCUCUCCGUCCCCUCUUCCGUCCUCCCGAUCUUCCGGCAUCUUCCCAUUCCCGGCUAUUCCCUCCGGGUUUGCAGACUCUUCAUCGGGUAACUGUUCUUUUUUAUUGGAAAUCAAACGGGAGCUCCUAGGAGACGACGAGAACAAUCGGAAGAAGUUCCCGUGCGAAGUGUGCGGCAAACAAUUCAAUGCGCAUUACAACCUGACCCGGCACAUGCCCGUGCACACCGGAGAACGGCCGUUCGUCUGCAAGGUACUUAUCAUUCCGGACGACUCGAAGUACUUCUAAUUCAGGUGUGCGGAAAGGCCUUCCGUCAGGCAUCCACACUUUGCCGUCACAAAAUCAUUCACACAGACAGUAAACCGCACAAGGUAGGCGCCGAUUCGCUCCAUUCAGGGUGUCGUCCCUAAUCCGUCGGAAAAGUGGCCAAAAUGGAUUAGAAGGGACCCGUUUCUCAUCCGAUUAGAGACUACCGUACUCAAGUCAUUCAAAUUGUUGCAGUGCAAAACAUGUGGCAAGUGUUUCAACCGUUCCUCCACACUCAACACGCACGUCCGAAUCCAUCAAGGUUAGUGGAACAGAGCAAAUACGAAAGGAGUUACGGAUGGAUUGCAGAGUUCAAGCCGUUCGUGUGUGAAGUGUGCGGGAAGGGAUUCCAUCAAAAUGGCAACUACAAGAAUCACAGACUGACGCAUGAGGACACGAAGAAGUUCUCGUGCAGUAUCUGUAAAAGAGUCAGUCUGCACUCUUCCAGUCCCUUCCGUACAUUUCCUUCCAGGCUUUCCACCAAUCCUACAAUCUGGCAUUCCACAUGUUCACUCACGAAGAGCACAAACCGUUCACUUGCCACGUGUGUUCCAAAGGAUUCUGCCGAAACUUUGAUCUAAAGAAGCACCUCCGAAAGAUGCAUUCCGUCCCGACGCUCACUCCAUAA